GUAAAAUUUCAUUUCGUACUCAUUGUAAAACACAGUUUUCUAGCUUGUUGAAGUUUUUUAGUUAACAUGUUCACUCACAAUACAUGCGUACACUAAAUUAGUCUAGAAGGUGACACAUAUUCUAUUAAACUGGAUUAGUCACUUUUUAUUUAACAAAUAUUUCCUUGUAUCUAGAGUUCUUUAGAAAAAACUUACUUCAAUUACGUUUGUUUUAUCUUAAGCUCCACGAACCAAUGAAUUAAGCAUUGUCAUGAAUUUAAGUCCCAAAGAGGUCAUUUAUUCUUUUUCUUUAAUAUACUGCUGUUUACAAUCAACGAUCAAUUUCGUAUCAUUGAGUCACGGGGUAUUGGACCUAAAAUUCAGAUGUUUUUGUCUUGAAAUUUCAAUACAUUCCAAGUAUGUACCAAUGUUUAAUUAAACGUAUCAUCAUAGGUCCUUUGAAGGCACUUGAGGGGAAUCAAAUUGAAUAUGGUUUAAUGCAUUGAAGAAUUACAAUAUAACACAUACCAAUUUCAAAGGUAUUUUCAUCUGACGCAUAGUUGAAGACUUAAGCUUAAAGUGUUAUGUUGAUAGGCGUUGUUUAUUCUUUAUUUCAUAACCCAAUAUUUGCUUCAGCUUCAUCUGCAUUAUGAUAUCAUGUAAGACAUUUAUUAUAAUAAAAAUCUGUGAUGUUACGUUUUAUUUGAUCCCUUCCCUUGUAGCUGAAAGGUAUGACAACAUUAAAUAUCUUAAAGUAAUAAUAUAUAUAUAUAUAUAUAUAUAUAUAUGUUUACUCUGAUUAUAUUCCUUUCAAAUUUAUCCUUGUUUUACCUUUUUUUCAUUUUUAUUUGACCCAUAUUUGGUUUCAAUAGCACAGUUAUAGUGCUGUGUGAAUGUAUUAUUAUUGUUCUUUUUAGAGUAUUAUAAUCAUGAACUCUGAUGAAGCUUCAACUACACGGGUGACCACUAAAGAACAGGUGUUGACCAUAGCUAAUGGAAACUUUUCUCAAUCUAGACAAGCCGAACCUAUGAAGAAUUCUAUAGCAACAAAGAUUAUAACUGAUUGCACCCCUACUACAAGUAAUUUCAAAGCUGAUAAAGGGGAAAAAACAAAAGUAGGAGUCCUAGCCAAGUUGAUCUCGGGUCAGUCAAUUUCUGAAGCUGAGCUCAAGGAAGUUUCUUCGGAAAUGUUAAUACAGGAAAAAAUUAUAGUGGCAUUACAAAAAGAUAACGAGGUUCUGCGAAGCAAAAAUAAGGAACUCUCACUGAAAAAUAAUGAACUUAUCAAUUAUAUUGCAAAUCUAGAGGCUAAACAUAGUCUCUUAGUAAGCAGUGUAGAAAGUGAAGCUCAAAUAAACCAAAAACGUGUGGAUGACAUUCAAAGGCUGAUGACUACCAUUAAUGAACUGAAAUGUAGGUAUGAGGAAUUAGAGAACUCCAAAAUAGGAUUGCAAGCUCGGCUAAAAAGUAUCGAACCUAGGAAACUUGAAGAUAAAUGCACAUUUACAGAUGGUUUUAUAGUUAAUGAAAUAUCUAUGACAGGUGGUAUACAUCAUGGGAAUAGUGAUUCCAAGCAUGUAAGCUGGGCUAAAGGAAGCAUGAAUACUCAAGAAAUGGGAUUGUCUGAUCAUCGGAAAAUGGUCAAGAAGAACUGCGAACCCAAGGGUUCUCAAACGAAUAGUAGUAACUUUGAAUCAUCUUUACAGAAUAGGCAAGAAACCCAUGUAUCUAACACAAACCAUGGUUCCAAGAUAUCAGAAGAAAGCCGCCUUUUGAGAAUGAAGGACUCUCGAAUUCAUCAAUUGGAAGAUGCAUUGAUGGAGAAAGAGAGGUAUAUGGCGUCCGCUCUGCAGCGACUGAAGGGUGAGUCUGAUAUUAUUUGCUCAAAAUACAACGAAAGGAUUUAUCAACUUGAGCUUAAGUUGAAAGACAAGGAGCAAACUGAAGGAGUUGAAAAAAAAAUCACACAAUAUUCACACAACAUAGAUUCCGAUACUGUGCUUCUUAACGAAAAGCUGUUAAAGUACGAAAAACUUUUGUCGGAUAAUUACAGGUCUAUAGAUGUUUUAAACAAACAUUGGGAAAGAUGCGUAGAAGACAUGAAAAAAAAUCACUCCGAACAACUGCGGCUUAUUCAUAAAAAUCAUGACGAUGAGAUAAAUCGCCUUCGGAUCACCCAGCAGGUAGAGCUGGAUCGUAUUACGAAGAUGAAAAACACCAAUGAGGAUAUAAAGCUCUUAAAUCACAAGUUAAUAAAAAUGGCUGGCAAUGGUAAGUCUGAAAAGUUUUUAUUAGCUGUUUUAGAUCGGUUAAACUAUUUAGAAAAGCGAUGCAAACAAAGGGAAGAGGAUGCGGCUUUUGAAAUUUCAGAAUCUAUACGUGUUGUAGAAAUUGAGCGACGGCUGCUGGAAGAAAAAAUGGCAUUAAUUAUAGAGGAAAAAAAUCAGCAAAUAAAACGUUUCCAAAUCGAAUUGGAUGAUCUUCUUGCUCAUAUAAAAUCAUUGGCGGAUCCCAAAAAUUUGGUUAGUGCGCAAGUAGUUUGGUAA
Phytomonas sp. Hart1 is the source of this 2525-nucleotide messenger RNA. The record is from the annotation of a GenBank genome assembly. NCBI's taxonomy places the organism in Eukaryota, Euglenozoa, Kinetoplastea, Trypanosomatida, Trypanosomatidae.